AUGGGAGGGUUCGUUAUGGGACAAAAUAACGGACAAGGAGGCGACAGCGACCAGACACAAAGACAUUUAAGGCAGAAGAGAAGCUGGCGCGCUGUGGGAGACUACCCAAAGGGACAGUUCGGGGAACGAGCCACGAGGAUUGCACUGCAAAUGCCCGGGACUAGAGUACUAGGGUGGGGAGGGCAGAGAAGCGAAGGCGGGAGGAGAUAUGAUUUGAGCAAGAGAACUGAAGCAGGCAGAGGGCGUGGCGGUUGGGCGGAAGAACUAAGAUGGGGGAAGAUGAUGAUGGCUGGUGGUUGGCGGCGGUCAAGUCUUCACGAUCUAGAUUUAGAUUCCCCAGGCCACCCUGCUGAUGAUCGAGACUAG
This is a messenger RNA of Aspergillus niger, 366 nucleotides long. RefSeq lists its product as hypothetical. The record is from RefSeq and is a predicted model, not a curated record. Lineage: Eukaryota; Fungi; Ascomycota; Eurotiomycetes; Eurotiales; Aspergillaceae. The coding region runs from base 1 to 366 and encodes 121 amino acids. The transcript is spliced from 4 exons.